AUGCCCUGGUGGAUUGACUGCUUCUGCAGCCCCUCGCCGCCCUCCUUCCAGACCAGACCGGACCAGACCAGUGGUCACGGGGGGGGGGACUUGAGCAGGUCUUCUUCCUUCCGGCCCUCCGUGGAAACUGGCGACAGUCCCUACUUCGAGUCCGACGAAGUCAAGCCCUCCAAGCGGCUGGGGGCCCCCGUGGGGGCCCCCCUCAGGGGGGCCCCGGGGGCCCCCCCCGACCUCAACUUGGGCUGGGAAACUGGCAACUUGUCCACUUUGGAGUUCGCCCGCUCCAAACGCAUGGAGUCCAAACGCUCCAACAAACCCCCCGCCACCCAACUCAACUCCAUUCCCGAGUUCAUUGCCGAGGCCAAAAUGCCCAACGGCUGGGCCGCCGAAGCUGCAGCCAGCAGGCAGGCCCACAACCGCUAG
Eimeria necatrix is the source of this 423-nucleotide messenger RNA. RefSeq lists its product as hypothetical. The record is from RefSeq and is a predicted model, not a curated record. The transcript has a single exon. Bases 1 to 423 code for a protein of 140 amino acids. NCBI's taxonomy places the organism in Eukaryota, Apicomplexa, Conoidasida, Eucoccidiorida, Eimeriidae.